Molecule: messenger RNA, 3102 nt
Organism: Salvelinus namaycush (lake trout)
Lineage: Eukaryota; Metazoa; Chordata; Actinopteri; Salmoniformes; Salmonidae
Product: carboxy-terminal domain RNA polymerase II polypeptide A small phosphatase 2-like
Exons: 7
Coding region: 504-1280 (258 amino acids)
Molecular function (GO): RNA polymerase II CTD heptapeptide repeat phosphatase activity
Source: RefSeq, a predicted model, not a curated record
CCGAUAUACUAAAACAAUAAUUUAUUAAUCAGACAUAUACACAUUGUUAAUUUGGACCAAGAUAAGGAAUUAUUUUACCAACACAUUUUCAGUUUUCUUAUAGGGGAUUAUGAUCACUCAAGGUUGUUUAUCAGUAUUAAGGGGAACUUGAAACCGCUCCCUGCCCCAUUUCCUCGGUUGUUUUGCUUUUUUCGCCUGGAUUCUCCAUGUUGGAGUAUUAGCGAGGUCUUUCCUAGUGUUAGCUAGCUAUCAGAGGGGACCCCAGCGUUACACUAAUACACUUCGUGUUGAACGCAGGAAACACAUUGGCUAGCUUGAACUAGGAAAGAUAGCGGAAGCUAUAAUUGAUACGAGAAAAACCAAAAGGCUGUUUUUAUUGGAAUAUUUUCGGAUACCAAACGCAACGGGUUGGUAAACGUGAUUGAUAACCAGCUAGCUGAAUGUUGAAAGUACCUGCAAAUUGGGGUAACGGAUUGGACUUUGAGGGGCUGUGCAUUUGUUAGAUGGAAAGUUCUAUUAUCACUCAAGUGCAGAAAGAAGAUAGUCAACUGCCGUCCAAAACAGGCCAGGUGAACAAAUCUUCCCCAAAGAAGCCUCGGAGCCGAAAUAUCUUCAAAGCGCUCUUCUGUUGCCUCCGAGCACAGGAUGCCCCUCAGCCUCCACCCCCUGCCCAGGAUACCUUACUUCCUCCUGAGGACAAUGGGACGAUCGCCAAGGUCCCAGAGACCAGUCUACUGCCAGAGGUAACCCCUGAGGAUGAGGGCAAGAUCUGUGUGGUCAUUGACCUGGACGAAACGCUGGUGCACAGCUCCUUCAAGCCCAUCAGUAAUGCUGACUUCAUUGUACCUGUGGAGAUUGAAGGAACAACACACCAGGUUUUCGUCCUGAAAAGGCCACAUGUAGACGAGUUCCUCCAAAGGAUGGGAGAGCUGUUUGAGUGUGUUCUCUUCACUGCAAGUCUUGCAAAGUAUGCCGACCCAGUGACCGACCUUCUAGAUCAGUGUGGUGUGUUCCGUACGCGUCUCUUUCGGGAGUCCUGUGUGUUCCAUCAGGGCUGCUACGUCAAGGACCUGAGCCGCCUGGGCCGCCAGCUCAACAAGACCCUCAUCCUGGACAACUCCCCCGCCUCCUACAUCUUCCACCCUGAGAAUGCUGUGCCUGUGGUGUCCUGGUUUGACGACCUGGAGGACACAGAGCUGCUGAGCCUCCUGCCCGUCUUUGAAGAGCUGAGUGAGGCGGAAGACGUCUAUGCCAAACUGCAGCAGCUACGGGCCCCCUGACACGACACACCCCCUCUUAUAAGCCAGAAUCUCCCCCUCCCAGCCAGACCACACCCAUCAACCGACGGAAAAAGACCAAACCUUACUUACAUACACACACUGUGUGCGGUGUUAGUAUCCUAGACACACACUCGGCAGUGUGUUUGUUUGGCCCCUGAACUGUGUGUCUGGACGGCUAUCCACUGCUCCUACUAUCAUCCUCCUCAGUAUGUUAGCUGGUGCUGCAAAACUGCUGUUCUGGAAAAAAUCCAACAAACACAAUGCAAAGUGGCUCAAUCUUUUCUCAUUUUCAAUGUACUCAAACACAUACUAGUACUCCAAUCAUUUAAACUGACUGGCCAGAUCUUUGUUUCUCCAAAAACGAGACUCAGAUUUUAUAGCACUAAUUGCGCCACAAAACAAUUGACUGUACACACAACCUCUCUGCUUCGACAAUAAUCUCUGUACAAUCACUUUGAAGGGGGUCUCUAAAGCAUUGCAAGGAAACUACAAAAACCACAUAGUGAUGUUAAUUUCCAUUUCUUAGUACAACGGCCUGUAUAAAGGUGGUUUUUAAGGAAGUUUCUCCUGAAUGGAUUGAGUCCUUCAGGAAAUUAAUUUUAAAAGCUAAACCCAGUGGUCUUUCUGAUCCAAGGCCAGCAUGACAUGACAUGAUAUGACAUGACCUCAUUUGAGCAGACCUUACAUGUGGAGCAAGGGAUCUCCAUCUUUGUGCCUUCUGAAAAGAAAAAUUUAUUAAAUCUGUUUUGGUUUUGUUUUUAAAGAAAGAAAAAAACUGCGUUGUUCCUUCCAGAAAAUGGUUCUUUUUCAAUUGGUAGGUUUUUCUAUACAUUUUUAAGAUGUCUUUUAAAUGUUUGAUAUGGUAAGAAGUGUGGAUGAAUUUUGUAAUGUCUUGGAUGUUGAGGAAGAACAGCCAUACGUUAACAGCCUCUGUGUAUGUUGUAUUUACAUGAAAUCCUCCAUUCUCAUUAGCUGAAGAUAACCUAAUCCUCGGCCAAUAGGGACCAUUACAAACCAAGGGUCACACCAUCGUGUAAAGGCAGGGCUGUAACAUAAACCCUGCCUCUUUAUGCAGAUUCACCCUGAGAUGCAUCAGGUACAGGACACUUGAGCUGGUUUCCCUAAAUUAAAAAAAUGCCCUUUAAAUGAACAGACUAAUUUAGACUUUAAAGUUCGGUAGCAAAUUUGGAGUGAUUCUCUGCUGGUGUUUAGUCUGCUAAGGUUGCCAUAUUGGUUAAACCGAGGCCUUUUUGUUACAUUUUGUGUCAAGCCUUCUGGGUGCCAUAUUUGGGUCACGUGAGGGACUUGUGAUAAGUAGGCUGCUAAGAGUGAACACAAUGCACACUAGUUUACCCCCUACUGGUUGCCCUUUAUCCAUAGUUUGCCAAGUCAUUUCCACUCAACUUUUACUAUUUUAAAAUGUAUCCUAUUUAAGGUAAGAUAUUUCGGUUUGUAAAAAAACGACAUUACUAAGAAGUAAAAGUAUGUAUUUUACAAAUUCUCUUUGCGUUAUUGCCUGUUCUAGAAGUUCUACAGUACUCACACUGACAUAUCUUAGGUGUUGUACACAUUGUGGGGUGGCAGUGGUUUUGUGGUGGCAAAAGCUUGAUUAAUUUAGCAAGAUAUGUUCUAUUGCUCAAAUUGUAACUGUAAGCACACACAGGCAUGCCCAAUCCUGACUAGUCACUGUAUCCCAAAGAGAUUUGUUUUGUGGUUGUUUUAUUCACAAGAUAAAGCACCGCCUUAUACUAUUACACUCUAUGAAGUGCCUAAGGUUUCUUUCUGCGUUGAAAGCUUUGGAAUAAAGCAUCAAGGGUUUCCA